Messenger RNA from Papaver somniferum (opium poppy), 849 nucleotides. RefSeq lists its product as uncharacterized. Gene Ontology annotation, molecular function: nucleic acid binding; RNA-DNA hybrid ribonuclease activity. The coding region runs from base 1 to 849 and encodes 282 amino acids. NCBI's taxonomy places the organism in Eukaryota, Viridiplantae, Streptophyta, Magnoliopsida, Ranunculales, Papaveraceae. The transcript has a single exon. The record is from RefSeq and is a predicted model, not a curated record.
AUGUGCAAAUCGUGUAAUGCUGGAGUUAGUGAAACUCCAGAACAUAUGAUUCUUCAUUGUGCUUUUGCCAAGAAUGUUUGGCCCAACAUACCUGUUGUCAGUCAGCUUGUUUCACAGGAUUUGGAUGGAGAAAUUAAGGAUUGGAUCUCAAAAUGGCUUACGACUAAGAAUCUGCAGGAUAAAUCAGCUACUGUUUUGACCACUGCCUGGUGCAUCUGGAAAGAUAGAUGUUCCAAAGUCUUUGACAAUAAGUCUUUAAAUCCUCAAUUUACUGCUAGAACUGCACUGAGAAUUGCCGAGGAAACUGUCAAUUCCCUUGCUUCUGCUUCUGCCUCUAAUGCUAGUAAUACAGUUUCUGCAAGUGAGAGUAAUUUUCUUAAUACUAUUCAUCAUGAUAGCCUCCUUAUAUUAUGUGAUGCAUCUUUUGAUAAAUAUACUAACAAAUCUGGUGUGGGAAUUGUGGCAAUGAACCCUACAGGUGAUUUCAAAUCCUGCAAACUAGUCUCAGGAAGGGAUGCUUGUUCUGAAGGUGCUGAGAGUGUGGCAAUACUAGAAGUUGCAAGAUGGAUCAAAGCAAAAAACUUUCGUAAUUUCUUCUUAAUUAGUGAUGCCAAAAAUAUUAUGGCUUAUCUUAAUAAUUGCAAAGGCCAAACUAGUUGGACCUCUUGCUCUGUUUUAAAUGACUGCUUGUUUCUUUUAAAAGAUAUUCAACAUCUUAGAUUCAAAUAUCUUAAGAGAGAACUUAAUAGUGCCGCAGAUUUAGCUACAAAACACGGUAGAAUUGGGAAUGUAACGGGACAGGAGAAUGGGAUGAAUUCAAUCUUCCCUACUUUCUCUAAAAUGACGUAA